CCUCCGUCCAAUUCCUACAGGACGGCAUCGAAGCGCUCUCCCGCGCUGGAAUCGAGACUGAAGAAUGCCCAAUAUGCCUGGAAGUUUUAGCACCCUUCCAAAUAGUAGCUACCGACGCGACGACUUCGGACACCGUCCACCAACCCAUUCGAAUAAAAAGAUGCGGUCAUUCCUUUCACCGCCAAUGCCUCUAGCGGUGGCUGCUCAACAAGGAACAAGGGACUUGCCCAAUCUGUCGCAUGGAGCUCUUCUCAAUUAUAACAGACCAAGACCGAGAGUUGAUACGGCUGGUUGAGCAAAGCUUCAAUAUUAUCACCUUCACGUUCAGGAAUCUGGACGCAGACUACCGUCGCCGGGUCAGAGGGUUGCUACCAGCACCUUUUGCGGAAAUCAUCGACGGGCUGUUGAAUACGCCUCCGAUGGCCUCACCCCAUCUUACGAGGAGCGAAUCUACGAUAGC
Molecule: messenger RNA, 460 nt
Organism: Cucurbitaria berberidis CBS 394.84
Lineage: Eukaryota; Fungi; Ascomycota; Dothideomycetes; Pleosporales; Cucurbitariaceae
Exons: 1
Coding region: 74-295 (73 amino acids)
Source: RefSeq, a predicted model, not a curated record